Messenger RNA from Nezara viridula (southern green stink bug), 2487 nucleotides. NCBI's taxonomy places the organism in Eukaryota, Metazoa, Arthropoda, Insecta, Hemiptera, Pentatomidae. The record is from the annotation of a GenBank genome assembly.
AUGAUGCUAUGUUUUUUAUUCUUCUCCAGCCUAUCUCUUGCAUCACCACAAGCCCUAUGGACACCUAUUUAUGUUGAUAGCACAAGCCAAGUAGACUUAUGGACACAGAGUGCUGAGGGCUGUAAAUGUAGUUUUGACAGCAGGAGGGAAGAUUGUGCCUGCUGUGUUGAAGAGGGAGGCUGUCAUUGUGGAGAAACAGCACCUCAUCGCUGUGCCCAGUGUGGUAUCCAACAUCAUUGCACCAACAUGUGCAAUAUGACAAUAGAUGCAAGUGUAUUGGUAGCGAAAUCAGGAAAAACUUUUGGCCAAAUUAAGUCUCCAUCAAUGCAAGGACCUACUUCAUGCUGGUUUACAUUCAUACCUGAUAUCAAUCAUAGAAUUGAAAUACAAAUUUACAGAUUAAUAAGUAUUGGAAAAUUCAAUGGAACUGGGUGUGAAUAUGGUUUCGUACAACUAGUUGAUGGCGUUAAUCCUGUUCCCAGAAAUGAUAUGACACAGAUAUGUGGAGCAAAUGAAAGGUUUCAACCUCCAGUUCUCUUGUUUAGUGAUGAAGGCCCAGGAACAUUAAUUGUAAAAAUAGAUGAGACCACAAUCAGAUCGCAAAUAAUGGCCUACUUCAGUUUUACUUCUGCCAAAGGUAAUCACGGAGCUGGAUUUCAGCCAUCUGGAGGAAGAAAAUUAGAAAACACUGAAUGUGAUUGGGCGUACGAUGACUUACUGUGUCAAGCUGAUCAAAGCACUUGUACACUAGGCAGCCCAGGCUUUCCAGGAAUCUAUCAACCAAACAGAAGGUGUUAUUAUUACUUGACAACAUCUUCACCUUACACAUCUAUCGAUAUUGAAUUUAAAGUAGUGCACCUUCCUCAUGGGCAAUGUGAAACAGAUUUUAUUAAAGUCCAUAAUGGUUCCACUUCUUCCAGCCCACUAAUUGCAACGCUUUGUGGUAACAAAAGACAAAGAAUUGUCAGUAAUAAUGGAAUAUUAAUCGAAUUCAGCUCAGGACUGCCAGUUCACCCAUUCGAUUACAAUGGCUUUGUAGCAUCUGUUAAUUUCUUUAAUACAACAGCAUCUAUAAAAACAUCAGAAGCUCCAGUAACAAUUGCACAACAUCCAACUUUCUCAGAAGAACGUGAUAAUAAAAAGACUGAGGCUUCAGCAAUUACAUUUUAUGGAAAUGUAUCAAGAAGUGGCCAUUUUGAUUCUAGAAGUCACCAGUGUGGGCAUAAUUGUUCCUUCUUCUUUAUUGGAAAGCCUAACGAUGUUAUACAUUUAACCUUGUUAAAUUAUCAUUUAAGAGUUCCUUCAUGCCAGACCACACUAGAAAUUUAUGAUGGAAUGCAAAUGUCUAUGAGCCUACCAAUGAAGGUCAUUUGUAGUCCUAUAAAAAAACAUUCACGGGAAUCUUCUGGAAGUUUACAACUUCAGGAUACAUUUCUUUCAACAAAGAAUACAAUGAGCUUGUUUCUGAAGCGUUCUCAAAUUUCUUCCCAUUCAGAAUCAGAGUUUGUAGAUGGAGCUUUCCUAUUCCACAACGAACAUGUUGAUGGGACUUUACAGCCAGAUACAGUUUGCGAUGUUGGAUUUUAUGGGCUAUCAAGUAAUACGGUUGGUGAGAUAAGAAAUCCUGGAUUACAACAUUUGUUUUGGAAUUCACCCUCUCCAAUCAGAUGUGUACAAAAUUUUGUUCCUGCCACAAAUCAAAGCAUCACUCUUAAAAUAGUUUCUUUAAAUAAAUUACCUCUAGAUAAAAAGUGUCAGACUGCCUGUGGUGAUAGUGGUUGCCGUUGCUUGCCAACUGAUGGAGAUUUAAAGACUGUUAAUCAUUUAAUACUUUCCUCUAAAGAUAAUGACUUAUCUUGUCUAUGCGGUGAUUUCCAACAAGAAUGGUUGCCAGUUGGUAUUAGAAGUUGGUCCCCAACAAGUAUAAUCUACUCUGUCGCACACAGUGUAUGGAAUAAAGGUUUUCAUUAUCAAGCAGAAUUCACAUUUCAUUCAGAUAUUUCCUGCGGCCAUCAAAUAUUAAACCAACAUUCAGGUCAUAUAACAUCAGUUGAACUAGAAGAAAGUACACAACUAAAUUAUUACUACUUUCAAAGUUGUACCUGGGUGUUAGAUUCAAAUGUCUUAAGGCAACUUACUGUUGAAAUCGAAAGUGACCAAAACCGUCCUUGUACAUCUUGGAACAUCACACUCCAUGAGUAUGGAAAAAGAAAUCCUGACAAAACUGGAAAAUUGCUUUAUACAUUCUGCCCAAGGAGCAGAAACAAGACAUAUGCACUACCAUGGGAAACAAAUAUUAUAGUUAUCAGAUUGAAUGCAAUGACACGAACUCUCCCAAGCUUCACAUUCAGAUGGAGAUCACAAAUUACUAGAAGUAACACACGUGCCUCUGGUGUUGUACCUGCUCAAUCCUCAAGAGCCACUGUUAUUUCAUUGGCUAAAGUUUUAAUAAUUGUAACAUUUUGGUUACUUAUAGUAACAUUAUAG